Molecule: messenger RNA, 4701 nt
Organism: Phanerochaete carnosa HHB-10118-sp
Lineage: Eukaryota; Fungi; Basidiomycota; Agaricomycetes; Polyporales; Phanerochaetaceae
Exons: 22
Coding region: 1-4701 (1566 amino acids)
Source: RefSeq, a predicted model, not a curated record
AUGGACGUGGACAAGCCUUCUAACGUGUCUCAAGACACAGCCACUGCGUCUUCUGGUCCCAACCCCGACACCUUCGAUAGUUCGAUAAAUACACAGGGCGGCACCCAUAAGCCUCCUAAUGCGCUCCCGGCUCUCGUUGAUAUCGUCGAGACUAUCCCUGGCAUGUAUCGGAUCUUGGACCUGGUUAGUGAACAGGGCAGCGGCGGCUUAGUCGACAAGGUCAUUAUCAGCCAGGCUUCUUUCGGACGAUUCGUCGACGACAUUUGUCCUGGUGCUUAUCAAUCAAUGACCCGUGUCAACUUCGAGGCUCUCGACGACCUCUCGGUCAGGCCCUUGGGAAUAUAUGGCAGCAAAUCUGAGAUUGUUCGCUACCUCAAAGAUUUGGAUUUGAUCACCGACGUAACGUACCACAGUUCACAGGUUCUUCUCACUGGACAGGAUGACAUGCCUGCCACCAGAGCAUUGCGCUCUGGCCUAUACGUCCUUCUCAAUGCGCACGCUGAUGUCGUAUACGCGAUCUUUUGGCCUCAAGAUACCACUUGGGACGACGAUGCCAUCUCCUCAGUAGCUCGCAACAGGGUCACGUUCAUGCGAUACCUCACGAAGAUCGCCGACCAAAUCAUCGCUCUUGUACCAGACGACUACUCUGAUUCGAUGGUUCUUGCGGAAGAGGCUCCUGCUGAGUCUUUUGACGUGGACGGUGUUGACAGACUCUUCACAUUCGAGGUCAGGAAAACACGCGAAGAAGAAGAGAAUGUGACUGCUACGGAAGGUUUCAAGGUAUUAUCUUCGUUGUGUCCACAUGGAAUCGCGUUUCCAUUCAUCGGCGUUUCUCGACUCUUGCAUCCACGGCUCGUCUAUGGCGAGACGUGCCUAGGCAUCAUGUCGAUCAGCUACCAGAAGCCCAUCACCAUGGAAAGGUGGAAGACUGAGGAGUUUUCUCGCACACGGCUGUUGGAGUUUAUCAAAAAGGAAUCUUUCGUACUGUCAAGGUCUUUGUCGGAAGACGCAUUCAAAGCUCUUGUUGAAAUGGGCUUGGCGGCCUUCGCUCAAGAUGAAUACCAACAGCUAGACGAGCGACGAAACUCGUUGACAGCUGAUCUUGCCAAGCGGGAGAAGGAAGUCUCCGACAAGCUAGAAAGCACCCUUCUGGAUCAAAACCUGCUACUCGUCGACGCGCUUUUCAUGGAGGCAGCUGCUGUAGUUACAGGCACCAUAGACGAACUACGACCGGAACAGUCCACCACAGUUGACCAUGUGGAAGGUAUGUCGUGUCGAUCCUUUACAUGUAUGAUGCAGUUGGUGAAUGCCAUUAUAGCUACAAAGCUACUCGAGCACUUGAGCGCCCUCUACCCCCCUAUCCGGAAGCUCCGUAGUGAGAUGCUUUCUGAUCAAAAGCUCAAGACCAUUGGAGUGAAGGGAUUUGCCAGUCGAAAGGAGAAGCUCAUCAAGUCGCAAACGUUCGAAGUUCAAGGAAGCUCGUCUCCAGCUCAAUCUGAGAAGGACCCUGAAGAGAUAACUGAAGAGAAACCCGAGUGGAAACCUUCCUGGGCAAGUGUGGUAGCUGGGACAGUGUCGAAAACCAUUUCGGCGUUCGUGCCGGGGCCUGUCUUCCGGCCCGCCUACCAGGCUGGUCGUGGCCAAAAGAUGCCCAGCAACGUAGAUUUUUUGCGCAUGCUUCCUGACAUAAUCAGUACUUCCCCCGAGCUGGCGGCAGAGGCGCAAGAGGCCAUCGCUAUCGGGCGUCAACACUUCACUAGCCACAUCUCGACGUCGGUCAAUAAAGUGGCAAAAAAGAUCGAAGAUCUCCAGCGCACUGAGUUGAAGAAUCAACAACAAGCACACUGCAAGCACGCUAUAUCAGCUACCCGGGACGACUCUAGGAAGGUAUUUAUUGAGAGCAUUCAGACCAAAUUCUUCCGCGACCCCGACAAUGUAUUUGUGUUGAAUGAUGUCCGAGAUACCAGCGCAGUAUGGUCGGCGGCCGGAUCCUUCCGCUUAACUGGUACCGCGCAAUGGAAGAACGAGGCAUCUCUCAAGCACGCUAUCAGCCUGCUCCACUUGACCGAGACGGACAAGCAUGCCAUGCAGCUCGAUAAGACUCACGUGCCUACCCCGCGACUCCAAACUUCGACCUGUUCGUUCAACCUGACCUUCGCCCAUCGGAUACUGCUCAUUCAGCUAUUGCAUGACUCGCGCUGUUUACUGAUAAUCAGGGACGAAAUUCGGGGCGACGUGUCCAUAUACUUCGAGAAGCUUGUCGAUCUCGACAAUGCCGUUAAGUAUAUGCGGCCCAAGAAGACAUUCAGCGCCUCUAAGCUACACGGCGAACUCCUGUUCUCAUUUGACGAGACGAAGCGAACGCUCGCUGUAUGCGUUGUUGCAAAGUUGCAUGUACAUGCGUUCGUCUUCGACGAGCAUUACCGAAACUUACAAGGCCUCGGAUCGACUAUCGAGCUCUCCCCCUGGUACGACCAACACAUAAAACUGGUACACAUGAUUUUCCGCUGUGGUGCAGACGAAGAGUUGCUGCUCGUGGACAACACAGGACGAGCUCGCAUACUGUCACUUACUACUCAGCAAUUCCGUCCUGCAUCUCUGCAGUUGCCGUCUUCUACUCGGAGUUUGAAAUCUUCACCCGAUGGCUCCUGCUUCUUCGUUGUGGAACCGCUUCUAGACAGGAUGAAUCUGCAGGCGUACCAUUGGGCGAGUUUUGGCUCAUCACAAGGAUUCAAUGUUGAGCUCCCGGCCAUCCCUAUCGAUUCUCUUCAGGUCACCACCUUUGCGAACCGCACGCGCUGUCACGUGACCAUCCUUUCCAUCGCCUCGGCCACCGUGCGUUCCAUAGCACUGCAUAUCUCGCACAAGAGCACCGAGUUCACGUUCCGCGCUGACGAUCGAAAUAUCCACGGGCACCAGGAACAUAAGGCAACUGCCCACAAUGCUAUCAUCGACUGCCACCGCGACGUCUGGACUCGGUUCCCCGUUGUGCCAGCGGUCCGCAGGCACACUUACAAGUCUUCAAAACGUGCUCCUCGCUCGCUGACAUUCGUUUCGUAUCUGCCGUCUCAGCUUUUCUCCACGUACUUUUCCGAUAUGAUUGGUUCGUUCGAGAGAGCCACACACAAGCCCGUCGAAGACGAGUUGGCUAGCGUUACAGUGUCCGGAAUAAGCUUCCCUGCGUUCAUGAAGCAGAGUGCUCUGUCACUCUCGCAGCUGAGAGCGGGCGAGUGGCUCGUCGAUAUCCUCUGUCUGAUCCCUAUCCAUAUCGCCGUCGCCCGUGACAACAGAUUCGUCCCUCUGAAAGACGGCGUGUGGUCGCCUGACUUCGAGCGUGCCCUGCUCGGAGCGACGGUCGAGCAGGUUGUCGAUAAGCUGUCUUUCGGCUGUCGCGAACAAUCCGUUGGCAAAAGCUUCGCUCUGAACCACCUUGCGGACACUUCGUUUGCUGGCUCUGCAAUGAGGACGACCGAAGGAGUUUGGAUGUCGGUAACUCCAACGGAACAGUGUCUGAUAGUUGCGUUAGACUUUGAAGGCGCGUUUUCGAUGAUUUUCAUUAGGGCUACAGGCGUCCACAGUAUCGAACGUUCGGCGCAGGAGGACAGCCUUCUUGUGCUCUUUAAUACUGCAAUCUCAAAUCUCACUAAUGACUGGGGGGCCCUUGACCAAAAUCUUGUGACGCAUAGAGCAUUGCAUCUGCAGACCAUUCUCCCUCUUGCAAUGCAGUUCGGGGCUAGCGAAGUGGAGCCGGACCAUGAACCACUCAAAGACAUCGACAACGGCGUGUCGCUAGCGCUUCCGCAUGGUAUCUCCGCGAAAUUCUAUCUACCCAUCGCAGGCAGAUCUGGGGACACAGAAAUCGGAGAACGAUGUCUCGAGUCACUCCGCAAAUCGUGGGACCGGUUCCAGUCUCGCGACGGCACAGCUGACCGCGGCUGGACCGACGGCCUCGAUCAGUAUCUCGAAGGUUGUGUCAAGACCCGGAUAGAAGACGUGCAGUACUGGCUCGACGUCAACACAACCCGCUUCAGCUCAGAUGCAACUACAUUCCAAGCAUUGCGGCGGCAGUUCGAAACGUUAGCUGUUGCGUUGAGGGCCGGCGUCCAGCUAUGCAAGCUUCAGUGCGCGGAGUGUCAGCUAUACUGCAUAAAGUCGCGCCACCACGCUAGUGGACACGACUGUGGCACCUCGCAUCGCUGCAUGCAUAUAUGUGCUUUCCCCGAUGAACAUGCUGGCGAAAACUCAGCUUGCGGAUUGCCAGCUGGGCAUUCCGGACAGCACAUAUGCGACAUUACUCUUCACUUGUGCGGGCAGCCGUGUCGUCUUUGGAAUCUUCUGGACCAUGUUUCGACUUAUCGCUCGAACAGAUUGUCAACCACCCCGAAGACGAGCACCUAUGCCCAGCGACUUCUCACGAAUGCGACAUGUCAGGAACAUAACUGCACGGCGCUGUGCCAGUCUGCCGGAAUAUGUCGUAUCGAGACAGCGCCUCAGUCAGUGGAGGCAACUUUCACCGGACGACAUGAGACGUUCCAAUACACGAAGGUAAGGCUUGUGUUCCGCGUCUUCUCCUUCAGAACUGACAUGCCAAUCAAUGGACUUAGUAUAUGCAAGGUAAGUUCUCGAUUGUACACCGUGGCAAAGGAGACGAUCAAACCGCUUUACACCCAGAAUCUAGACGUUUGCAAUGCAUUGUCCUGA